UCAUUAUAAAAAGUAAAAACAAUGAUUUCAUUAGCAGGAAGCAUUUUCCACAGUCUUCAAAAACAUAUACGUACGUCAAAAGGACCAAAACAAGAAGAAUUAAAGAAACAGUCAGUCAAGUCUUGGAGAAAUCUAGCAAAGGAACGAAACCGGAGCAAAGUCUGCAAAGAGAGUACCUUAUGUGCCAUACACGACAUAGCGGCUGUCGGAAACAAAACGCUUUUCGGCACCUUCUAUUUCAGAAACACCGUGAAACACUUCAAGCCGAGUGGAACUGUACUUGGUCAGCUGUCGAUCCCGUGGAUCGCUCGCGGCGUCACGACCAUCAACGAAACACACGUCAUCGUUGGACUACCCACAGAAAGCAAAGCUAUAGUUCUUGAUCUGCGCUACCCUAUGCGGAUUGUAUCCGACAUCUACUUCGAAAAGGGCUGUGGUGUGGAUAUCGUAAAAGUGGAGGACUUCUACGUCGUGGGUUGUGAAGGUUCGCCGAAUCUGAAAUUUUACGAUUCUGACUGGAAUUUCCUGACGGACGCGUCCACCGACAGAGGGAAUCGCAGUCGAUACGACAAGUUCCAUUGGAUCGCGUACAAUCGGGUAUCGCGUUUGUUGCACGUUUCUGACGGGCACAUGCUGGUGAUAAAUCUACAAAAAGAUACGGUUUUUACUAAAGGUGGUUACUGGUUGCCACUGGAUCGUCCACUGGGCGUGGCCGUUGAUUCUGAAGGGAACUGGUACACGGCUGGCCUCUCAAACAAAAUUUUGACGUAUUAUUUCUCAUCGUCAAGACAGAUGGGGUAUUUCAUAGAAAACAUUGGAGGCUGGUUCCCCGCCGAUAGAACGCUCGGUGUACCGAACUACAGGAAAUACGUCGACACUCCCGUUGCCAAAUUUUCCGUUGACGGCACCUUUCAAGGUCAAAUUACAAACAUUCAAGGGUCGCGUAGCUUAGCUCCCCUUACCAGCGAGAAACUUGUUAUAGCCAACGAAUACGGCGAGAUUCAGUUUUACUCCUUUCAGAAGAGAAAACGAAAUAAUUAAUGUAACUUAUAGUCCUUCCCACAUAACGACUUUUUCCAUACUAUAGACUUUACUACAACUUAUUUAUUUCUGAGCAGAUAUAUUUCUAAAUUGCACACAAAAAAUAGUAUUUGUUUUUGUUGUUUCUAAAACACUUACUUUUUUUCUUACGUAAAACCAACCU
This is a messenger RNA of Gigantopelta aegis, 1204 nucleotides long. RefSeq lists its product as uncharacterized. The transcript has 2 exons. The record is from RefSeq and is a predicted model, not a curated record. Lineage: Eukaryota; Metazoa; Mollusca; Gastropoda; Neomphalida; Peltospiridae. The coding region runs from base 22 to 1041 and encodes 339 amino acids.